AUGGCGCUGCUGAAAUUCUUCCAUAUUUCCGUUUUCCUGUUCGUAUGCACGGCCAAGGCGACCAACCCGGAAGCAGAAGCACUACUUCGAUGGAAGUCCACUUUGAUUGGUGCCAACUUGCUGUCCUCUUGGUCGAUUACCAACUCUACAUGCUCUUGGUUCAGCGUCACCUGUGAUGCCGCCGGACAUGUUACCGAGCUCCAACUUCAUAACGCAAGGCUCCAUGGUACGCUUCAUGCCUUCUACUCUGCAGCGUUCCAGAACCUCACUCUGCUAGAUCUUUACAACAACAACCUUGUUGGCGUCGUCCCAGCCAAUAUCUCCAUGUUGAUGUCCCUUGAUGUUCUGGACUUGAGCUAUAAUAAUCUUGCUGGUGCCAUUCCCUACCAACUUAGUAAGCUUCCAGUGAUUGUUGAGUUAGAUUUGGGAAAUAACCACUUGACCAACCCGGAAUAUGCCAAGUUUUCACCUAUGUCCACUUUGAAGUUGCUAUCUCUAGCUAAUAAUGACCUCAAUGGUACCUUCCCACAAUUCAUCCUCAACUGCUCUAGUCCUAGUAUGAGGUCUCUAGAUUUAUCGGGUAACGCCUUCUCAGGGCCGUUACCAGAUUCACUGCCUGAGAUGGUUCCAAGAUUGUGGUAUCUGAAUUUAUCCUCUAGUGGAUUCUCUGGUUCCAUCCCUCGCUCACUCUCAAGGCUCCAAAAGCUCAAGUGGCUAUAUCUCAACUCAAAUAAUCUCACAGGAGGAAUCCCUAAGGAGCUUGGGAUGAUAACGGGAUUGAGAAUACUUUCGCUGUACAACAACUCACUUGGUGGGUCGAUCCCAACCUCACUUGGGGAGCUUCAGUUGCUACAGCGGCUUAACAUUGGAAACACUGAUUUGAUUUCUAGUCUUCCGCCCGAGCUGGGGAAUCUUACCAGUCUUGAACACAUGGUACUGGAAGGGAAUCAUUUGUUUGGAAGCGUGCCACCAUCUUAUGGCAGACUGCGGAAUUUGCACUAUUUUGACAUAGGGAACAACAGAAUCAAUGGUACCAUUCCACAAGAGAUUUCUACAAACUGGACCAAGAUGAAGGUUUUUGAUGUAUCCAACAACUGGUUGACCGGAAGCAUCCUCCCACAGAUCAGCAAGUGGAAGGACCUUGUUUUUCUCGCCCUGUACAACAACAAUUUUAUUGGCUCGAUCCCAGUGGAGAUGGGAAGCAUGCGGAACUUGCAGCUAUUGUCCUUGUACAAGAAUCACAUAACUGGAACAAUACCGCCAGAUAUCGGUAAUGCGACAUCUUUGAAAUUCCUUGACAUCAGCUUCAACCAUCUUGGGGGCGAGCUUACUGCAGCCAUCGCGUUGUUGGUAAAUCUUGUUGUCCUUGACUUGUCUAGCAACAAGUUUACAGGUAUCAUUCCUAAUCUUGAUAGCAGGAAGUUGGCAGUUCUUAAGGUGGCUGGGAAUAGCAGCUUCUUGUCAGAACCAUUGUCUGCCUUUUGUCAACUAAAACAUUUGCGACUCUUGGGUCUAUCAAAUAAUAAGUUAAUUGGACAGUUUCCUGGUUGCUUGUGGAACUUGAAAGAUUUACAAUCCUUGGAUUUGUCAAGCAAUGCUUUUUCUGGAGAAGUUCCAACCUCAACUUACUACAAUACUUCACUAAGAUUGCUGCAGUUGUCGAACAACAAGUUCACAGGUUGCUUUCCAGCAGUGAUGAAGAACUUCAAAAGCCUUGUUAUUUUAGAUCUCGGGAACAAUGAGAUUUCUGGUGCAAUUCCUCCGUGGAUAGGGGAAAGCAAUCAUCUGCUGAGGAUCCUUAGACUGCGAUCAAAUAUGUUCUAUGGAAGUAUUCCUUGGCAGCUAUCACAGCUCUCCCAUCUGCAAUUACUUGAUCUGGCUGAAAAUAAAUUCGUAGGGACCAUACCAGGAAGUUUUGCAUAUUUUCCUUCAAUGAGACAGUCAGACAUGUUGCAGCCGGUUCUAACAAUCAACAUACGAUCUACCACCUUUGGAUAUUUUUACAAUGGCAGCACGGACAUAGUUUGGAAGGGACGGGAGCAUACAUUUAAGGGAAGAGAUGCAUUUGUGACUGGUAUUGAUCUCUCCAGCAAUUCUCUAUCUGGUGAAAUCCCUUUAGAGUUGACAAAUCUUAGAGGCAUCCAGUUUCUAAAUAUGUCAAGAAAUCAUCUAUCUGGUGGUAUCCCGAAGGAUAUUGGCAAUCUGAAGUUGUUAGAAUCCCUUGACAUCUCGUGGAACAAACUAUCAGGCCCUAUUCCUCCUAGCAUAUCGAACUUGAUAUUCCUCAGCUCUCUUAAUCUCUCGAACAACCUUCUAUCCGGGGAGAUACCUACAGGCAAUCAACUCCAAACAUUGGAUGAUCCGUCAAUUUAUAGCAACAACAUGGGACUUUGUGGCUCUCUGUUGAACAUUUCAUGUAAAAAUGACUCGGAUAGGGGAAUGGAACAACAUGAAGAACUUGAAACCAUUUGGAUGUACUACUCAGUGAUUGCUGGAACGGUUUUUGGUUUGUGGUUAUGGUUUGGUUAUGAAGAAGAUGAUGCAUAUCUGAAAGUACAGAAAGCUGUCCAAGUAUUGAAUGUCUUAGUUGACUUGACAUAUUUUGUUUCAACGUUCAAGGCAAGUAUGCCAUGUAUUGCGCAGGUCGCCUCACUGACUGGAGAUGUGUGA
Messenger RNA from Triticum turgidum subsp. durum (durum wheat), 2670 nucleotides. The record is from the annotation of a GenBank genome assembly. Lineage: Eukaryota; Viridiplantae; Streptophyta; Magnoliopsida; Poales; Poaceae.